AUGGAUGAAAACCAAACAGAAGGGGUGGAAAAAUUUCAUCUGGCAGGCUUCUCACAGGCAUCAUCUAUUGAGGCAGAGCUAUUUGUGUUAUUUCUUUUCUUCUAUGUAUUCACUUGGGUAGGCAAUGUCAUCAUCAUGGUCACAGUGGCUUCUGAUAACAACUUAAAUUCAUUGCCUAUGUAUUUCCUUCUUGGCAAUCUCUCAUUCCUGGACCUAUGUUAUUCAACAGUAACUACCCCUAAACUUCUUGCUGACUUCCUUGAUAAUGAAAAACUCAUUCCCUAUAACCAUUGUAUUGUACAGCUCUUCUUCCUUCAUUUUGUAGGGGCAGCUGAAAUGUUCCUGCUCACUGUGAUGGCUUAUGACCGCUAUGUUGCAAUCUGCCGCCCACUGUAUUAUACCACCAUCAUGAGUCGGGGCCUGUGCUGUAGGUUGGUAGCUGCCUCAUGGAUGGGAGGAUUUGUGCAUUCCACUGUCCAGACUAUUCUCACUAUCCGUCUGCCCUUUUGUGGGCCAAACCAUGUGGACAAUUUCUUUUGUGAUGUUCCUCCUGUCAUCAAACUUGCCUGUGCGGACACCUUUGUCAUUGAACUGCUCAUGGUAUCUAACAGUGGGUUGAUAUCUACCAGUUCCUUUGUGGUACUGGUUUCUUCUUAUGCCACUAUCCUGGUUAAGAUUCGCUCUAAGGAAGGCAGGCUUAAGGCACUCUCCAUCUGUGCUUCCCACCUCAUGGUGGUGACACUCUUUUUUGGACCCUGCAUUUUCAUCUAUGCUCGUCCUUUCUCCACCUUUUCUGUGGACAAGAUGGUGUCUGUGCUUUAUAAUGUUAUAACCCCCAUGCUAAACCCCCUCAUUUACACACUGAGAAAUAAAGAAGUCAAAUCAGCCAUGAGGAAGCUGUGGGGCAAGAGUGGGCUUUGGAAAAAGCAGAAGACAUGA
Castor canadensis (American beaver) is the source of this 939-nucleotide messenger RNA. Its product is annotated as olfactory receptor 4Q2. Gene Ontology annotation, molecular function: olfactory receptor activity; G protein-coupled receptor activity. Lineage: Eukaryota; Metazoa; Chordata; Mammalia; Rodentia; Castoridae. Gene Ontology annotation, cellular component: membrane. Gene Ontology annotation, biological process: G protein-coupled receptor signaling pathway. The record is from RefSeq and is a predicted model, not a curated record.